AUGCUUGUGAGGUUUUUAAUUCUCCUUGUAGUUGUGCUUGGCACAGUUUACGCCCAAACAUUCAACUGCAGUGGUGAUUAUAAUCCAUCAGAAUAUAUUGGUAAACUUCGAGUUCCAAUCGAUUGCAAAGUUGAACAGCUGGACUGCCCAGCCUCUUGGAAGUCUGGAAUACCAAAAGGCAGCGAAACAUCGGCGCCAAUGAUUGACCAGCAAUUUCUGAAUUGUCAUGAAGGUUUUACUUCGUGUGGAUACGUCCCGAUCGAUCCAAAAUCUGGUGAAGUCCCUGGACAAAGUGGCGUUACGAUUGGUCGUGGUGUUGAUGUUGGAAACAAGUCGAGGGCGUCUUUCACGUCAUUGUCAAGUACAAUUGUUAACAAACUUGACCCUUACUUUGGUUUGAAACGAAAUCUCGCAGCUUGUGCUGUAAUCGAACAUCGUUUGAACCUAACACUAACGGAGGCAAACACUUUGACAGAUGCUGCUACAAACGAUGUAGUAAAUGAAGUUUCAAAAAGAUACGACAACGAUAAAGAUGGGAAUGCGCUGGCGUUUGCAUCAGUUCCUCGCGGUAUUCGUACAGCCAUCGUCAGCGUUUGGUAUCAGUUUAAUUAUCCUUCUGCUUAUCCAAAGUUCUGGGGAUUUGUGACGAAAAAUGAUUGGGACAAUGCGAUAAAAGAAUUGAGAAAUUUCUACAAGAAUCCCAAGGAGCAGGCUAGAGGAGAUUUGAUCAGACGAAACAACGAAGCAGACAUAAUUGAAGCGACUCUUUUGGAAUGCAACCGCUCUGUUGACGUUGUUUUCUUGAUAGACGAGUCUGGCAGUGUUGGAAGAACAAACUAUCAAAAAAGCCUCGACUUUGUAACGAACAUGAUAAAAGCGUUUCCAGAUGAUAAACUCAGCGGAAAAGAUGGUACCAGAUUCGGUUUGUCCACAUUCAGUUUCAGGUACAGCUCACAUUUCUAUUUAUCAACCUACACAAGUCAGUCAACUUACCUUUCUGCAGUUAAUCGCGUUUACUACUCCCGUGGAAGUACCUAUCUUGGUUACGCUCUUAAAGAAAUCUUAACCGAUCAAUUCACCGAAGAACGCGGUUUGCGUCCAGAAGUAGAUGGCGUACCUCGUAUUUUGAUUGUUCUAACGGACGGCAAAUCGGGGGACAGUGUUUCAAUCCCAGCAAAGAAUGUGAGAGAUGAAAAUAUCGUUGUUUAUGCGAUUGGAAUCGGCAAUUAUGAUCUUGCACAACUUAAAGAGAUUGCUUCUUCUGAGUCACAUGUUUACACGCUGUCUACUUUUACCCAACUUGAGAAAUUUAUUUCCACGCUAACGGCGUCAACAUGCUAUGAACCCCGUUCUGCGUCCCUUAACGCGACCAUUAUAACCGAUGUAGAAAAAGAUACGUAUCAGUAUUUCAGUUACAAAGUGAAGCCAUCUUCAAACCUCGAGAUCAAUGUGGUCGAUUUAUCUGGUAGCACGUUUGUUUACGCCUCUCGCACUAAUCCUCACCCUUACGAGUACGACUACGACAUUGUCUACGACCUUUCAACCCAAACGAACAAAAUCAUCGUCAUUUCACCCAUUACACCUGUACGAAAUACAAAGAUGAAACGGUCAGCCGACGACGAGCUCACACGACAAAUCUAUGUAUCGGUAACUUCCGACACCAACUCGGCUUCGUUCAAGAUUGAAGGCAACGAAUGUAAUCCCUUGAACUGUACGGAAGGAACAAAUCAAAUGCCUACAACUCAGCCUCCCACUACUCACCUUCCUACCACUAAGCGUCCUACAACUACUACUGCAAUACCUCCUGCUACUGCAACACCAACUGCUACUGCUACAACACCGACAUCCUCCGCUCGUGUUGUUGUUGCUACAAAGUUCGCCGUGGUAAGUUUUGCGAUGUUGAUGAUGCUUUUUGAAAUAUAUGACAUUUGAACAUUGUCUCGUUUGUUUCUUAAGAUACAAACAGGCGAGGAUCUUUCUUUAUUAUCAUAUUUCUUAGUUGUAAACAUUAUAUAAUCAAUGAUCAUUUCACGUACGUUAAUUUCAAGCAAGGCUACUUUCCAGUUAAGCAUGUACGCACAGAAAAGUUCGCAUCCAUAUAUGUCCCAAAAAACCCGAAAACUAUUGAAAUCACCAAUAACAAUUUAAUUGUUAGAAUUUGAAUGCCUUAGCACUCUGUUGGUUCCCACGAGUGCAUAAAUGAUCAGUGGCGGCGCCAGGCUUCCAAAUUUGGGGGGCAUUUGAGGGGCAAACUCAAAUUUUGGGGGGCAAGAUAGAAUUUUUAAAAAGGUCCCCCCCCCAGGAAAUUCGCCCCCCUCAAAACGUGGCGAUAUUCCUAGGAAUAUCGCCCCCGGGGGGCGAAUAUCCUAGGAAUAUCGCCUCCCAGGGGGGUGGGGCGAAUACCCUAGGAAUAUCGCGCUCUUUAGGACAUUCGCCCCCCAUAUAUGCGAUGUGGUUUAUUCAAAUAAUUUCGUGAUACUUUCAUCUUAUUAGUGCCUUACACGUUUGAGAAUUUAACUCUGCAAAACUAAAGCUUUUUUGUCUUUUUUUUUAACGUAUUAUUGGAGUAUUCGCAAGUUUUACCAUUCAGAGACUUACAAACUAAUAUUGAAACUGUAAAAAACAGUUUCAUGUAUACGCGCAUUCACUAAUGAGUAAUGACAACUUAUAAGCCAUACAUUUUCCGAUAACGACAAAACGCUUGUGUAGCAUUUAGUCGCUCUUAGUGAUUAAUAAUUUUUUUGGAGGGGGGGCAAGGCCAGGAGUGACUAAGGCCAGGAAUGAUCAAACUUCAAAGAAAGCUAUUUUUUAAAAUUAUGAAGCAAAUUUUGAAAAAUGUUAUUAUCAGCAUUCCAAACGAUAUGUGAUUCGAAAUAAAAGUGACAAGUACUUGCGUUAAUAAAAAAUAAAACAUCGUUUGCACGAAGGUAUGUGGCAAGUUUUAUAUUCUCAACUUGGAGGCUUUUAAUUUUCGGUAUAAUAUAUCAUUUAUAGACCUGGAGCGAGGGGAAUUCGGCGAAAUAUUACCCGAAGCGAUGAUAUUUCCAUCAAAACAAAGCCCCUCGUGUUACACGUAAUAUGAAUGUAGCUCUUCCUUUUGGAAAACUCUUACAUGUAUAAGAAAGAACUGUAUUUCAGGUUUAAAAAGUGAAUAAAUGAAAUUAUGGGAAGCGAAAGAUACUGUAGAGUAUUAGAUUAUGUUCUACUGUAAAGUCAGUUAAUCGAAAUUCUUUCGAUUCUCUAGUCUAUAAAAUAGAGCAUCGUCAAUAAUCUUGAAAACAAAACAUACAAUACCUGUCUACACGUGGAUCACUUGCUAACCGUGUUACGUUAUCAAACAGUUCAUCAGUUUGAUUGAGUGAACUUCCGGUCAACUAAAAAUGCAAAUAUAGAACGGGUUACAAUUCCAUUCAGGUCUGACGUUUCUGAUUAAACAACAAAAUGUGAGUAACAUCUUCCUUCCCUGUAGUUUAAGGGACCGGUUAUAAAGUAUUUACUAGGGGGUGUGGAGGAUAUUUUUGGGGGGUAUGAAAAAAACCCAGAACCUCUGAGGGGGGGGUACGAAAAAAACAAUAGAAUCUCUAGGGGGUACCAAAAUCUUAGUACUAUAGGUACGGGAAAAAAUAAUUUUAUAAUUAUUGUUGAAUAUUGAAGGUAUUUGUGCCCAGAUUUAAGUUUGGAAAGAAUUGUUUUACUAUAAUUAUUAUUAAAUCAACACAAAGUAUAUAUGUUUCAGUCUGACUCAAUAUGUUUCAGUCUGAGUACAAAUCUGAACCUGUUAAUGAUUGGAGGGGGGGGUAUGAAAAUUUUCACUUACAUUGAAGGGGGUUACGAAAAUUUUUCCAUAGGUUUUUGGGAGGGUAUAUAUGUACUUGAACUUUGUACUUGAAAUUUCAUUUAUCCUCCACCCCCCUCUUCUCUCUUUUUUUUUGCCGUGAAACUCAAUUUGCACGCUACUCGUAGACUAGAUCUUGAAAACGAGAACAUCGAACUUGUUGUUAUAGAACUUGCUAUUGAAAACAGCAAAACUGCUCUCCUAUACACCUUCUACCGCCCUCCUGAUUCCGGCCCUGAUGUCUUUCAACACCUGAAUUUAUCACUUCAAAACACCUCCGAGUCUACCUGCAUCGUCCUUAUUGGAGACUUUAAUCUUCCAGCAAUCGACUGGUCUCUUGAUCAACCAACUCCCGCAACUAAUGGUGGGCAGCUCGAAGAGUCAUUCUGUGACUUAGUUGGUGAUAAUUUCUUUCAACAGUUCAUCAAAGGUACAACCCACACUGGAGGAAACAUGCUUGAUCUUCUGCUAUGUAACUGUCCUGAGAUUGUCAAAAAUAUUUCAACAUUCUCACCUGAGCAACUAAACUUCCCGACGGACCAUCACAUCAUAGAAUUUCAAAUUCAGCAAACUUUCUGUCGCGCCAAACCAGUUUCGCGUAAUGUCUUCGCCUUCAACCGUGGGAACUUUGAUGAUCUUCGUAGUAAUUUAAUACAGGAACCAUUCCAAGCAGUCUUUACUAACAACAUUAAUGAAUGCUGGAUACAAUGGAAAAGUUGGUUUUUCAAUGCAGUACAUAAAUUCAUCCCAACAAAAACAGUUAAGGACACGUACUCAGCACCCUGGAUUGAUGGUGAAGUAAGAUCACAUAUCCGAAAGAAGUACGUAGCUUUAAAAAAAUAUCGACAAUGUCGAACUGACCAUAGAAAACGGAAUCUACGCGAACUAAGUCAAACAAUAAAAUAUCUAGUGAGAAAAAAACAUCGUGAUUAUCUAGAUAAAAUUAAGGACUCGUUUCGCGAUAACCCGAAAUUUUUUUGGUGUUAUCAUAAGGCCAUAUUUCAUCAUAAAUCGACUCUCAAUCCCGUCAUCUCCUACAAAGGCAAAGUGGCAAAAACGUCUGCCGAAAAAGCUGAACUCUUUAACUCAUAUUUCUCUUCCGUUUUCCAAUCUUCUCAAUCUAACCAUCCUAGGAGUCAUGCCUUCGAUUCUUCGCAAUUAAAAACCGACUUACAACUUAGAGAAAUAACCGUUGACGAGGAAGAAGUCUCUAACCACCUGGCCAAUCUAGACGUGACAAAAGCAAGCGGUCCUGACGGUAUUCCUGCGCGGCUUCUGAAAGAAUGUCAUCAACAAAUUGCCCCAAGCCUGUGUGUCCUUUUCAACGCCUCUCUCAAAUCUGGUUUUAUUCCAUCGGAGUGGAAAUCGGCAAAUCUGACCCCCAUACAUAAAAAAGACUCGAAAGAACCAGCAGAUAACUAUAGGCCAAUCUCGUUAUUGCCUAUCGUUAGCAAGAUCCUGGAACGCUGCGUUUACUCAAGAUUUUAUGACCAUGUUGCUCACCUCAUCAGUCCAUCCCAACACGGCUUUCUCAGAAAUAGAUCCUGCGUCACCCAACUCCUGUCUGUCCUCCAGGUCAUCGGACAAGAUCUAGACAGAAACACUCAGACUGAUGUAUUGUACCUCGACUUUGCCAAGGCAUUCGACUCUGUAGAUCACACGAUCCUCCUAGCUAAACUUCGUUGUUACGGUGUGACUGGCUCAGCUCUUGAUUGGUUUGUUAACUACCUUAAUGGUAGGACACAAAGAGUCGUUAUGGAUGGUGCGACUUCGAAAUGGUCUUCCGUUACUUCCGGUGUGCCUCAGGGAAGCAUUCUAGGACCCCUGUUGUUUGUAGUAUUCAUCAACGAUCUACCCGACAUCGUAGAAGCCCGAACCGGUACAGCUCUGUAUGCAGAUGACACCAAACUGCACAAAACCAUUACCUGUAAUCGUGAUUGUGCGUCUUUACAACACUCUCUAUCCAAUCUUAAUCUCUGGACUAUGGAAAACAACCUCCGCUUCAACGUCUCUAAGUGCAAAGUUCUCACCAUCACCAGAAAGAAAAAUCCUAUCAUUCAUGACUACACUCUUGGGAGCCAAAACCUGACUCGAGUAGAUAGCGAAAAAGAUCUUGGAAUUACCACCACAUCAAAACUUUCUUGGGACAUUCACGCGAACACCAUCGUCGCGAAGGCCAACAAAAUAUUAGGCGUACUUAGAAGAACUUGUACCAAAUUGAUGGACAUGAAAAUCAGACGAACUUUAUAUUUAUCGUUGGUCAAGUCCCAGCUGUGUUAUGCUACAGAGGUAUGGUCGCCGGUUAACAGCGUCCAGAUUUCAAGACGUGUUGAAAAAGUGCAAAGAAGAGCUACUAGGUGGAUAACAAUGACAAAGCGAGGAGAACUGUCGUACAGAGAACGGUUAUUAGCAUUAGAUCUGCUACCGUUAACCUAUGAUCGAGAAGUCAGAGACUUGGUGUAUUUCUUCAAAUCAUUGUUUAGUUACAUUGACGUCAAUAUCGAUAACUAUGUGUCGUUUGUGGGCCAUGGUCGUACUAGACUGAGCCAUAUGUCAAGAUAUAUCCUUCAAAGUAAACUCUGUAAAACUAAUACUUUCCAGUCUUCAUACUACAAUCGUGUUGUAAAGAUUUGGAACACAGUGUGCCAAGAAAUCUCACCUGACAUUUUCCGUAAUCCAAACUCUUUUAAACACUAUCUUAAACGUAGAUACUAUACAUUAAUUAGUAAUGUUUAUGACGUAGACAUGGCUUGUACGUGGUCAUUAAAUCGUGACUGUCCUUGCCAUAGGACUUAAUACCACAAGUAAUAUAUAUGUGUGUGUGUGUGUAAUUAAUUAACUAUAUCAAAACUAAUUACGGGGAGCACCUCGCAUGGGACUUUUAGUGUCCCGUUUGUGCUUUUCCGUUUGAGUGUAUCUACUAAUUUGUGAUUUGUGACGUGUGUUUUGUCUUUCGUUUGUCAAGUUUUUUAUCUUUGUACCUGAUAUAGUACGUAUGUAGAUUGCUCAAUAAAUUCAUUAAUUAAUUAAUUAACUCAUUCGCGAAAGCCUUUUCAUAUCCAAGCUUAAUCCUACUUUAAAUGCUAACAUUAGGUCAACUCCUCUUGACCUUUUCUAAUGCUUUGCUAGGUCUCUAAUUACUAUAAACCAUUAUUUCUUUAAUUUACUAAUACUAUUGCUUUUAAUGACAGGUUGUUUUUCAUCCUUCCUCUUAUUCGCUUAUUUGAAUGCUGUAACCGUUUGAAACUAUUUGUAUAUAUAUAAUACACGCUUGUAAAUAAGUUUAAUUGCUCUGAAGAUGUUGUGAACAAUACAACGAAACGUUAGCCAAUAAAUUUUAUAUUUUGUUAUGUCUUGUCUGAAAGUCAUUUGCUGGGCUUUAAUUUUCAUUUUUAAAUUUUGUCACUAUCAAACAAAUUCGCUCAAAAUGAAUGAUGAGCACGAGAUUUGCCCACAACAACACCCAUAUAGCUUUUCUACUGAUUGUGCUUAGUCGUAUUAAAGAUAUACAGCUUUUAGGGCUAAAUCAUUACGCAUACAUGAUGCAGAAAGCGGUUGGUCCUUUGCAUAUCAUACAAAAUGAAAUAUCUUCGAAAGGAAACAAGAAAACAAAAAUAUAUCAAACAAUUAGUUACUCAACAGUUUUCAUUGAUGUUUCAAAUUAGCCAAAAGAAUAACACUGUCAAUUUUCAAGUCAUAUGCCCUUUAAAUAAGGAAUCGGUACAAAUUAUCUUAUUUUACAAAUCGCAUUGUUGUUUCCAAAGGACAGUGCUAUAAAACAUUGAAACGCAUUCACACGACAGCGUUUAAAAUAUUUGCUGCAGAAACUUUAUUGCGAGAGAAAAUCCUCUAA
This is a messenger RNA of Paramuricea clavata, 7688 nucleotides long. The record is from the annotation of a GenBank genome assembly. Lineage: Eukaryota; Metazoa; Cnidaria; Anthozoa; Malacalcyonacea; Plexauridae.